Molecule: messenger RNA, 1394 nt
Organism: Poeciliopsis prolifica (blackstripe livebearer)
Lineage: Eukaryota; Metazoa; Chordata; Actinopteri; Cyprinodontiformes; Poeciliidae
Product: E3 ubiquitin/ISG15 ligase TRIM25-like
Exons: 1
Coding region: 29-1168 (379 amino acids)
Molecular function (GO): zinc ion binding
Source: RefSeq, a predicted model, not a curated record
CUCACACUCAUUCUCACUGAGAGGACAAAUGGCGCAAGCAGGAGUUCAGAUGGACCGAGAAAGAUUCUCUUGUUCCAUCUGUUUGGAUCUACUGAAGGAUCCAGUGACUACAGCCUGUGGACACAGCUACUGUAUGAACUGUAUUAAAGACUUUUGGGAUGGAGAGAACCAGAAAGGAACCUACAGCUGCCCUCAAUGUAGAGAGACCUUCAGUCAGAGGCCUGUCUUGAAGAAAAACACCCUGUUAGCAGAGUUAGUGGAGGACCUGAAGAAAAGCAGACUCCAAGAUUCUCCAGCUGACCAUUGCUAUGCUGGACCUGGAGAUGUGGCCUGUGAUUUCUGCACUGGGAGGAAGAUGAAAGCUACAAAGUCCUGUCUGGUUUGUCUGGUUUCUUACUGUGAGAAUCAUCUCCAACCUCACUACGAUGUUCCUGUUUUAAAGAAACACAAUCUGGUGGAUCCGUCUGAGAAUCUUCAGCAGAACAUCUGCUCUCGUCAUCAUGAGGUGAUGAAGAUCUUCUGUCGUACUGAUCAGCAGUGUAUCUGUUAUCUCUGCACUAUGGAGGAACAUAAAGGCCAUGAAACAGUCCCAGCUGCAGCAGAAAGAGCUGAGAAGCAGAAGAAGCUUCAGGUGAGUCGACAAGAAAUUCAGCAGACAAUCCAGGACAGAGACAAAGAUGUGAAGCUGCUUCAACAGGAGUUGAAGGCCAUCAAUGUAUCUGCUGAUAAAACAGUGGAGGACACUGAGAAGAUCUUUACUGAGCUGAUCCGUCUCCUCCAGAAAAGAAGCUCUGAAGUGAAGCAGCAGAUCAGAUCCCAGCAGGAAACUGAAGUGAGUCGAGUCAAAGAUCUUCAGGAGAAGCUGGAGAAGGAGAUCAGUGAGCUGAAGAGGAAAGACGCUGAGCUGGAGCAGCUCUCACACACAGAGGAUCACAACCAGUUUCUCCUCAACUACCCCUCACUGCCAGAACUCAGUAGGUCUAACAUCAAUGUCCGUCCUCUGAGACACUUUGAGGACGUGACAGCAGCUGUAUCAGAGCUCAGAGAGAAACUACAGGACGUCCAGAGAAACACGUGGAUAAACAUUUCACUGCCGAUCUAUCAGGUGGAUGUUCUACUGUCAGAACCAAAACCAAAGACCAGAAAUGACUUUUUAAAAUAUUUUUAAAAAAUCACUCUGGAUUCAAAGACAGCACACAGUUAUCUGUUUUUAUCUGACGGGAAAAGAAAAGCAACUUUAAUGGAAAGUGAACAGUUUUAUUUUGAUCAUUCAAGAUUUGCCAGUGAUCAGCAGGUCCUCAGUAAACAGCGUCUGACUGGACGUUGUUACUGGGAGGUGGAGUGGGAAGGACAAGUUGAUUUAGCAGUUUCAUACAAGAACAUCAGCAGAUCAG